Folsomia candida is the source of this 1810-nucleotide messenger RNA. Its product is annotated as peptidyl-prolyl cis-trans isomerase sig-7. Gene Ontology annotation, cellular component: nucleus. The transcript is spliced from 8 exons. Lineage: Eukaryota; Metazoa; Arthropoda; Collembola; Entomobryomorpha; Isotomidae. The coding region runs from base 241 to 1644 and encodes 467 amino acids. Gene Ontology annotation, biological process: protein peptidyl-prolyl isomerization. The record is from RefSeq and is a predicted model, not a curated record. Gene Ontology annotation, molecular function: peptidyl-prolyl cis-trans isomerase activity; RNA binding.
AAAUUUUGCAACUUUUGCACAUUUUAAUAUUUUUUUUAGAAAAUAUUUAACAGUACUUUUGUUUUAAAUUGUGGAUGAAAAGACAGUUAAAAUUGCUCUUCUCCGGUCUUUGUUGUAAGAUAAUCCAGUGUGUCUCUGAAUGUAGUUGGAUGUAAAUUUUAGAAAAUUUGGUUUCGGCAUUUCGACCUGAUAUUUCUAUUUCUGUUUUGCAAUUUGGAAUCACUAAUACAUUACAUUACCAUGUCGGUGGUUAUUGAAACGACCCAGGGAGACAUCACCAUUGACCUUUAUAUCAAAGAACGGCCAAAAACCUGUAAAAAUUUUCUCAAACUAUGCAAGAUGAAGUACUACAAUUUCAACUUAUUUCAUACCGUUCAGAGGAACUUUAUUGCACAAACGGGAGACCCAACCGGGUCUGGAAAAGGUGGAGACUCUAUUUUUGGUAUAUUAUAUGGAGAUCAAGCUCGCUACUAUGAGGCAGAGAAGACGCCUCGUUUAAAACACACAAAGCCUGGAACCGUCUCGAUGGUAAAUUGUGGCGAUGGAAUGCUGCCAAUGAUCGGGUCUCAAUUUUUCUUUACGCUAGAUGAGCACUUAACAUACUUAGAUACGGAUCACUGUAUUUUCGGGGAGGUUACGGAAGGAUUUGAAGUGCUGAGUAAAAUUAAUGAAGCCAUAUGUGAUGGAACUAAUCGCCCUUAUCAAGAUAUUCGAAUUAGUCACACCGUAAUUUUAGAGGAUCCUUUUGAUGAUCCGGUAGGGCUAAACAUUCCAAGUAGGUCCCCUUCGCCCAAUCCAGAGAGGAUGAUGGGUGGAAGACUGGCGGCAGAUGAAGACAUUGAUGACAUGGAUGGGAAAACAAUGGAUGAAAUUGAAGAGAUUAUUCAGGAGAAGGAAGCCAAGUCUAGAGCCACAAUUUUGGAAAUGGUUGGAGAUCUCCCGGAUGCCGAUAUAGCACCCCCAGAAAAUGUCCUCUUUGUUUGCAAAUUAAAUCCUGUAACUUCAGACGAAGAUCUAGAAAUCAUUUUCAGUCGAUUUGGAAAAAUUAAAAAUUGCGAAGUUAUCCGUGAUAACAAAUCAGGGGAAUCCUUGCAGUAUGCAUUCAUCGAAUUUGAAGACAAGAAAGCCUGUGAAGAUGCAUAUUUCAAAAUGGACAAUGUGCUCAUAGACGACAGAAGAAUUCACGUUGAUUUCAGCCAGAGCGUUUCAAAGUACAAAUGGAAAGGGAAAGGAAGAGGAGUCGACAUAUUUGAUGAGAAGGGGAAGCCAAUAAAUGCCAGUAAAUCUGCUCCUUGGAUUCGCAACGAAGGAGGCUCAUCUCGCUAUUUUGGACAACAAAGAAGCUCUAAUAAAGAUGACAAAUCAUCUAACAACAAUGACAGAGGAGAUCAUCGUGACGUCAACAGAGGAGGGCAUGGUUCAUCUGCUGCAACUGGAACUGCUGCUGGGAAACAUAAAUGGAGCAGGUCUCCGCCACGGUAUUCAAGAGGUCACGCCUCAGAGCAAGCUAGGUCUUCAGAUCGACCAUCUGAGACUCGACUACUCAGUCUCCUGAAAAAAGAACUGAAGAAAAAGAAUAAAUCGUCCCACAGCAAGAAAAGCAAGAAAAGGAAAUCUAGCAGUGAUUCUUCGGAUUCGGACUGAUAAUUGAUUCUAGACAGAUCAAGUAUUGAUGGUGUAUAUAUAAUCUGCAUGAUAUUGUUUUUUAAUAAACCAAGAAAUAUGUAAUGCGUUGUAGCAAAUGUAUUCAAUAUCUUCAUAAGGCUGGCAUUUUUGUAUGUUGCCUUUAUUAAACGUAUGUAUACAAACA